UUACAAACAGACAACGUCGAUAUCAUCAUAGUCGAUCGGCCAGACUUUUCCAGGGCGACAAGUUUUGCCCAUUCAAGCCAUUUGAAGCCUUACUCAAACAGGAAGGUCUUGCGACCAAACAGAGUUUUGUCGAAGCGAGGCGACAGGCGCGUUGCCCGCUCCCUUUUCUCAACGGUCCUGGCGCCGUCAUCCGGAAGCUCGACGAGCCGGCAGAGUUACUUUGAGCCUUGCUGGAGAUGGCGUUGGACACCAUAUACGUGGUCCGCCACGGGUUCCGAUCGAGUUGGUCCGUAGACCCUUCCACAGGAGAGUACUUUGCGAAUAUCCCGUCGCCUACUGGAAUUGCUGUCGACCCUGCCCUCACGGCGUAUGGUGUCGACCAGGCAAAGGAGCUGGGCCGCCAUCUGUUGCACAAUGUGCGACCCCCAAUCGAGAGGGUUUACUCGAGUCCAUUCUACCGGUGUCUGCAAACCAUAGAGCCGUUUGUCAGGAGUAAGCUCGAAGAAGGGGGCCAGGAGGGUCAGGUCACUGUUGGUGUUAACGCAGCCCUAAAUUCAUCAUCAACAACGACAGCAUCAUCAUCAGGAAGCUCCUCUGAUCCCGAGGCGCUACCGCUAAUCAAGAUCCGCGCUGAACCUGGAUUGGGCGAGUGGUUUGGCACGGCGCACUUUGACCACCCAGCUCCGGCCCGGGUCGACGAGCUGUCAACCUUAUUUCCUGGUAUACUAGACCAAGGUUAUUCGCCUGCCUUAACUCCGACAAGCCGUGGAGAGUCUAUAGAGCAGCUCCACGAUAGGGUAGCUCUUGCUGUGCUCGAGGUGAUCAAGCGCUGCGACGCAGAGGGUGUCCGUUCGGUCGUCCUGUGCACUCAUGCCGCAGUCGUGAUCGCGCUAGGCAGGGUCCUUACGGGACAUAUGCCCGCCGACAUCACUGUUGAGGAUUUCCACGCUUACACCUGCGGCCUUAGCGUCUAUCGAAGGCGACAACAGGCUGCCCCUGUUUCUGUAGAUCAGCCUUCUGUGUCGCCCGCAGAAGGGCCAGUUACCUGGAGAGACGGGACAGGCGUAGGAGGUGGAUGGGACUGUGAGCUGAAUAGCGAUUGCAGCUUCCUGCCUGGAGGGAGCGAACGCGGAUGGAAAUUCUCUGGGGAUGAAUCCUUUGGUGGAAUCAACCAAAGCAAUGUUGACGCGGACAAGCGCACGACUCGUUUGUAGGACUUUACCAUCUCGUGUGUUUCCGUUUUCUUGCACUACGGUAUAAACCGUGAGGAUGAGACAUUCGGCUGCUGCAAGGAGAGAAUAGACUCUCUUGGCGCGACUUUCGGCCUCAGCAGGACUCGCCUUGAACAAAACCCUGCGGCCCAAUCUCGGUUUCUGUCCUUUUUUGACCUCGUGGCCACUGAGGAUAAGUUCUUAAUUCCUCCAGCCUGUCACUAUUCCUCUCAGUUACAUGUGUACCUCGACAUUCUUGGCAUUUUGGGCUGAGUUAUCCCUUGCAGAAACUCAGCAGUGCGCCUCUUUACACUUGACCAGGAUCACCCGAUCUCCACCUUGACGAAUGAACAUGGCUCUGUCCAAUACUGCACCUUUCUAUGUGCCGCCACAGGGUGCAGAUCAUUCGCAAUUCGGUCGGGAAAUUUUCUUUCAAAGCUUCUCCCCCGCUGCCCUGCACAUGAUGACAUAGCUAUUAGAUUGACUGUGGCCAGGAAUUAGAAGCCGCCUCGUGGCGUGACUUAAUGCAGUCAUUAUCGACAUCUCAAGUGAGAUGUACAAAAGUUUAAUACUC
Molecule: messenger RNA, 1785 nt
Organism: Pyricularia grisea
Lineage: Eukaryota; Fungi; Ascomycota; Sordariomycetes; Magnaporthales; Pyriculariaceae
Exons: 4
Coding region: 237-1214 (325 amino acids)
Source: RefSeq, a predicted model, not a curated record